UGCCGGCACUGAGCUGCGCUGGCGCGUGCCGCUCCGGCCACAUCAAGUGGCGGCAGCGAUCGGCGUGCCGGCAUUCGUGUAGCUGCCGGGGUGGGUACGGGCGAUUCCUAGAGCGGUGCUGACACUUGUUGGGGCCUCCUCCUCCCACACGCAACUCACGGACGGGUCGAACGGGCCCGUGUUCUAUGGCCAUGUAAACAGACACGGGUCUCCCUUCACAUCGAUCGCAUCGAAGCUCGCCCUACGCAGGAAAAACCGCGGCCUGACGUAUACGCAUAUAUGUGUGUAUUCUGCGCGACCAUCCGGGCGGCAGAAAGCAAUGCGUGCCCUGGAAGCGCGCCAGAUCGCACCGGCAUUUGCUCGGAUGUAUAAUACGAGCCCGCCCCGCCCAUUCGUAUGAACGAAUGAAUUGAUUUUUAGGCGGUCGCAUUGUUUAAUGAAAUGUCCGACGUGACCCAAAUCAGAAGAACCGCGCUUCCCGAGCAGUGCUGCAGCAGCAGUCCCCAUUCGCGGGCCGCUGCUGCUGUCGUCGACCGUGCGUGGGACUAAGCGGAUCUCUCCUAUCCGGAUACACCUUCGUUGAGCGGCGGCGCAUGCGAGCAGCCGCCGGUGUGCCCUUGCAUGGCUGAGGACAGCGGCCAGUCAUGGGCUUUGCGUGCUGGGCUCGGGAGGUCCGCCAAGAGACGGAGAGGCGCAUUCGGGCUAACAACCCCGAAUACAACAGCCAGUUUAAUUAUGCUAACAACUACAUCAAGACAUCCAAGUACUCCCUCCUGACGUUCCUGCCACGAAACCUGUUUGAGCAGUUUCAGCGGCUCGCCAACUUCUAUUUCCUAUGUCUCCUUGUCUUGCAAAUGAUCCCGCAGAUCUCUUCCCUAACUCCAUGGACCACCGCCGUGCCUUUAGUUGUGGUGCUGUCACUAACAGCUCUGAAAGAUGCCAUCGAUGACAUUCAACGCCACCAGAGUGACAACCAGGUCAACAACAGACUGUCAAAGGUGCUUCGCAAUGGCCAGCUCGUGGAGGAACGUUGGCACAAAGUCCAAGUGGGCGACAUCAUUUUUAUGGAGAACGACCACUUCGUGGCUGCCGACUUGCUGCUGCUGUCUACCAGUGAGCCAAACGGCCUAUGCUACAUCGAAACGGCGGAACUUGAUGGUGAAACUAACCUCAAGUGUCGCCAGGCCACUCCAGACACAGCUGAGAUGAGCAAUGACAACCAGCUCUUGGGGAGGUUUGAUGGGGAGAUUAUCUGUGAGGCACCAAACAACAACCUGAGCCGCUUUGAGGGCACCCUGUUCUGGCAGGGUCAGACGUACCCGCUGGACAAUGACAAGCUGCUACUGAGGGGGUGUGUGCUGCGGAACACCCACUGGUGCUACGGGGUUGUGGUGUUUGCAGGCCGGGACACCAAACUCAUGCAGAACAGUGGCAAGACCAUCUUCAAGCGCACCUCCCUCGACAGGCUCCUUAAUGUUCUCAUCCUCGGUAUUGUGUUCUUCCUGUUCAGCAUCUGCCUGUUCUGCACCAUAGCAUGUGGCGUGUGGGAGACAGUGACGGGCCAGUUCUUCCGCGUCUACCUUCCUUGGGACAAGGUCAUCCGCUCCGACAACACUGUGGGCGGCGCCACUGCCAUUGCUGUGCUUGUUUUCUUCUCCUAUGCCAUUGUACUCAACACCGUCGUGCCCAUCUCCCUCUACGUCAGUGUGGAAGUGAUUCGCUUCUGCCACAGCCUCUGGAUAAACUGGGAUGAAAAGAUGUACUAUGCACCAAAGGAUGCUCCAGCACGAGCACGCACCACAACGUUGAAUGAGGAGUUGGGACAGAUUGAGUACAUUUUCUCAGACAAGACAGGCACCCUGACACAAAACAUCAUGGCAUUCAUAAAGGCAUCCAUCAAUGGCCGUCACUAUGGAGACGUCCUUGACCCAGCUACAGGAGAAGCUGUGGAAAUCAAUGAGAACCUGAAGACUGUGGAUUUCUCAGAGAAUGCAGAGCAUGAGCCAGGCUUUCGGUUUUACGACCCAUCACUGCUGAAGGAUGUGAUGGCUGGAGACACUGAUGCUCGGGAAUAUUUUCGCUUGUUGGCUUUGUGCCACACGGUUAUGUCUGAGGAGAAGGAUGGCCGCCUUGAAUAUCAGGCGCAGUCUCCAGAUGAGGCUGCACUCACAUCAGCAGCUAGAAACUUCGGAUUUGUCUUCAAGAAUCGAACACCGAAAAGCAUUACCAUUGAGGUUUGGGGUCAGGAAGAAGUCUAUGAGCUCUUUGGUAUCUUGGAUUUCAACAAUGUUAGAAAAAGAAUGUCGGUGAUAGUUAAGAGAAAUGGUGUUCUGAAGCUAUACUGCAAGGGUGCUGACUCAGUCAUUUUUGAGCGCCUUCAUCCAAGCAGUGAGCCUCUCAAAAUCAAAACUACUGAGCAUCUGAAUAAAUAUGCUGGUGAAGGGUUGCGGACACUGUGCCUGGCCUAUAAGGACCUGGAUGAAGCAUAUUUUCAGGAGUGGAGUGAAAGACAUCAUGAGGCUGCGACUUCUCUACAUGACCGAGAGGAGCUGGUGGAUGCUGUAUACGACGAGAUUGAACAGGGCCUGACACUGCUGGGGGCCACAGCCAUUGAAGACAAGCUACAGGACGGCGUGCCACAGGCCAUUGCAAACCUGGCCAUGGCUGGCAUCAAGAUCUGGGUCCUCACAGGCGACAAACAGGAAACGGCCAUCAACAUUGGCUACUCAUGUCAGCUGCUGACAGACGACAUGGUGGACAUCUUCAUUGUGGAUGGAAUGGAACGAGACGAAGUGUACAAGCAGCUGAGCACAUUCCGUGAGAGCAUUGCAGGCGUUGUUUCACACGGCCGAGGUGCCGGAGACUGCUCGGUCGUGCGCUUCAGUGACAAUGACGAUGGCCAUGCCUGGGAGCUCUCAGGUGGAGAGAGCUUGGGCGGCUUCGCUCUCAUCGUCAAUGGACACAGCUUGGUGCAUGCCCUGGAAGAGGAUAUGGAGCUGCUGUUUCUGGAGGUAGCCAGCCGGUGCAAAGCAGUCAUCUGCUGCCGUGUCACUCCUCUACAGAAGGCCCUUGUUGUGGACCUCGUCAAGAAACAUAAACGUGCUGUCACUCUUGCCAUUGGCGAUGGUGCCAAUGAUGUCAGUAUGAUCAAAAUGGCGCACAUAGGAGUGGGCAUCAGUGGCCAGGAGGGCAUGCAGGCGGUGUUGGCCUCGGACUUUUCCAUUGCCCAGUUCCGCUUCCUCGAGCGGCUACUGCUGGUGCACGGUCGUUGGUCCUACCUGCGCAUGUGCCGCUUCCUCCGGUACUUCUUCUACAAGAACUUCGCCUUCACUCUCUGCCACUUCUGGUUUGCCUUCUUCUGCGGAUUCUCGGCACAGACCUUGUAUGACCCAGUGUUCAUCUCUUUCUACAAUGUCUUCUAUACAUCUCUGCCUGUACUAGCACUGGGUGUCUUCGACCAGGAUGUCAAUGACGUAAACUCCAUGCGCUAUCCCAAGCUGUUCACGCCGGGCCACCUGAACCUACUCUUCAACAAGGUGGAGUUCUUGAAGAGUGUUGCACAUGGAGUGAUCUCCUCCUUCGUGCUUUUCUUCAUCCCAUACGGUGCCUUCAGCAACAGCAUUGCACCCGACGGAGUCAACUUGGAUGGGCACCAGCUACUAGGCACCACAGUUUCCACCAUCCUUGUCAUUGUUGUGAACGCCCAGAUUGCUCUGGACACGUCGUACUGGACUGUAUUCAACCACAUUGUCAUCUGGGGGUCUGUGGCAUUCUACCUGGCUAUGACAUUGCUCAUCAACUCUGACUUUGUGGGUAACCAGUUCCUCGGCUCUCUGCGCAUGACGCUUGGCUCGGCACAGUUCUGGUUUGUGGCAUUCCUCACGGUUGCCGUACUGCUGCUGCCUGUGAUCGCAUUCCGCUUCUUCUACACGGACGUCUUCCCCACGCUCUCGGACCGCGUGCGGCUCAAGCAGCGGCGGGCGCGCCGACUGCGCCGCGAAGGUGCACCAGAGAGCGGACUGGGUCGCGCCACAAGUGUGCGGCAGGGAAGCCGGCGUCGUUCAGUGCGUUCGGGCUACGCCUUCGCGCACCAGGAAGGCUUUGGCAGACUCAUCAUGAGUGGCAAGAUAAUGCGGCGUGCGCGCUCUGGUGGCAACUGGAGCAACUCUCUCCAUGUCCCUCCCACAUUGCCCAACCAGCCAGACGACACAAGGUCCCCACCAUUGGUGUGAGGAGUGACUGAUGCGGUGUGGUUUUCCCCCUUGCAUUUGUGCUUUGCAAGAACAGUGGAGUGCACCGGCAAGCACUUCUCGUGCCAUCGCAUUGACACGGUGUCGACAUGGUGCAACCUGAUCUGUCCUUGCACAUCAGUGCAUAUGUGCUGGUCAGGGCCUUAAUACGAUUGCCCCAGAAAGCCCCCCUGUGUGUGGUGCUUCCUGGCAUUGCAUGGCACAGGUGCUGCAGUUGUACGGUCGUGAUUGCGAUGGCUUCGCUGCCGUUGUGACUGUGAUGAAAUUACCGCAGCAUGCACUCUGCUAGCUCGUGGUGAUGGUGGUGCCGUCUUUGGUACACGUGGGCAGUGUUGGCCCACUCCGCAUUCAAAUAUUGCGCAACUGCAUACCAGUACCGCUUUAGCGCAAGUGACGAGUCUUCUUGCUUUGUCACUGUUGUUUCCAUUGCUGUAAUGUAAGAAAAACCUACCUCCCUGCCUGUUAUAUGCCUAUCGCUGUUAAGUCUUAACUCACUGUAACCAGCAAGACAGCUUGAAUUUGUCAUGUAAUGCACCAGGCCACUACAAGGUGAGCGGUAAGCUACAUUUGACAGAAGUGCUUUUGUUUCCUUUCUGUGCCUAUAGAGCUUGUUGCGUACUGUUGCAAUGCAUGCAGAAAAUCAAAUACUCGCGAGUGUUUUGAAAAUGGGAAUUUUGAUUUGAAGUUAUAUUUUGCCACUGCAGAGGUUGAUCAAAUGUUUUUGUUUCUUGCUCUAGUUUGUACCCCUUUUUCUUUUUUUCUUGACAUGUUGGCUCUCCAUUUUCAGGCAUCAUUUUGUACAGGUUCAGAUGGCAAUAUCAAGAGGAUAUUUUUGAAGAGAGCAAACUUGCCAGCAUUUUUAUAAGGGAACUUGGGGAUUAAUGGGGUUAUCCUGCAGACUACUACUAGUAAUGUGCACUGAUGUGUGACGCUUUACUGCCACAAUGCUUUGAUGAUUUUUACUCUGUGCAUUUUUGCACUUGGCAAUGACUGUCUUCUUUUUUUUUCUAUGCAUCAUUGAAAAAGGUGGGAAGGAAAGCUUACCAUGUUAUUUAUUUCUUUGUUAUACAUUAUACCAUGUGGAUUUCUUUUUUUAAGCUGUUAUAUACAGGUUGUUUUUUCUUAUUUCCUGCCCCGAUGAUUUUACACUUGCUUAUCAGUCACUGUAACAACCAGAUUGUGUGCACGCAUCUGAAAAGUUCUGUUUUGUGCUGUAAUGUCUUGAGUGAUAAUGUUAAUUAUUCCAGCAGCCAGGUUGCAGGUGCAAGCCUUCUGAAGGUACCUCAUGUGAUGAAUGUACUGAAUGAUGAUGAUGACUGUGCUUGAAGGAUCAAAGAAUUUGCCUAAUCGUGAAUGUCAAGAGCUGCAUCCAUUAUUUCGUAUGAAAGAGUGUAAAGAAAGUGAACUCGUUAUCAUAUUAAAACCUGAUAAGGAACUAUUUCUUGUUUCCAAGAUUACCAGUUAAGUAUGUCUUCUCAGUGUAUCACCAAUUACUCAUGGUGACAAGUGACAUGUGAAUGAGGAGGACACGACGCAGAGUCGUGACAUACGUCAUUUACAUUCAUUUGCCGAUGUUGCCAUGCCACUAUACCCGUGACGUCACACCAACUUGCAAGUCUAGGCUGAUCAGGUGGUUGGUGCUGUCAAGAUGUGUUGAUAGUGCAAAUUUUGUUCCCAUUUUCUUCUUGUAACAACAACAUUGUGUAAUCAACAUGAGCAUUAGAAAAUGUGUGUGGAGUGUUUGUGAGACUGACUGCGCUUACUUGGCCAAGUGACUUUGAACGGCUAACUUUGAAUGAGUGCUGGUGAAAAGAGCUUUGUAUGGCUUGUGUUGUUACAGAAGAGUGAGGCUUCCAGUGUGACCGCUGCUGGAAAUUAGAUUUUAUUUCUUCUUUUUUCAAUGCAGCCUUUUGUAAAAUGGCUUGGCACGUCCUUGUAGAGCUGCUGGCAUAGGUAGCUGAUGCAAAGCAGGCCAAUGAAACUGCAUCGUACCUGCCAACACUUCUGGUGUGAAACAUAAUCGUUAGGAGGACAAUAGACAUCAGUACUAGUGACAACGAUAAUUAUGUUUGAGGAAUGACAUUACAAAUCCGCAGUAAUUUUUGUAUUCUGUCCCAAGCGACUCCUUUUAGGAUAUAAGUCGGGGGAAACCAGCAAUGCAUUUACUGGUCUCUUUAAAGACUAGAGGAAAACACCACAAUUUUUAUUAACUCUACCGUGGAAAAAUUUAAAGAAUAUUCAUGUUGCAAAGAACAUUGUUAGCAAAGUACAAAAGUGUGAUGCCAAUGUGUGUUCCGCAAAUUACAUUGAAAGUAGGGAAAUAUUGCAAAUCAAAGAUUGCAAGUGGAGCGAUGAAAUUGUUUAAAGAAGAAAGAGAUGAAAUAAAAGGGCACAUUGUUAUGGCUGCACAGACAGUGAAUACUAGAGCGCAUUUACUCAGUUUGAAGGUCUACUAGUGUCUCAAAUUAGGGCUGCAGAUGGGACUGUCCAUUUACGUAAGGGCACACAGUGAGUCAGUAUAGUCAGCAGAGAGCAGCAUGUGCUAUCACAUCACAGCCUUAAUUCUACAUGCUGAUUUCAUGCGUUAUAGAAAGAGACAUUUCAUGAAGCACUUGACAGAUUACAAAAUGAGGGUCACAUUUUGUCAUUGGGCCUUCCUCAUGCACUGGUCACGCAGAUUGUUUGAUCUAUCCGAAUGGAUAACCUGGAAGUUGUGCGUCUCUACCACUACACUUGAGCGCUUUGUAACUACCACGCUAGUUUACACACUGAAAAAUUUGAAAACAUGAGCACGAUAAACUGGAAGAUGCACAGCUUGUGCUUUUCGCAUGCCUGUGUCGUUGACAAACGCCAACUGUGACCCGCCGAUUUGAACUUCCCAGAGGCUUGAAAACCGCACACUAGUUUGUUGGCAAGAUCCGGAAACUGCUGAAUGCAGCCUCCAAAUCGUGCAAACAUGGCAGUGAACUCUUUGCAAAUGUUGGUCAACUUUCUUGAGCAGUGAAAAAUUCUACCUGUGGCAGCAACAGCGAGGAAAUUCAGCCAAAAUUCUGAUGCAGCACUGGCUGCUUUUGACGUGCAGAGGAUGCAUGCAUUGUCCCAAUGCACUUAUGACGUAUUCUCAUACAUUCCUCCAGUUUGAGAAAGUGGAACACAAUGCUGUAUUCAUCUGAAGUGGCCACUGUGCUUCAAUAAUACCCCUUGGCAAUUCUUGCAUAAACAUUUUGUUACUAAAACACUUUCACUACCAAGCUUUCUCAGCAUCUACUCUACUUGAAGGCGGUGGGCUGGGAACACAUUUUUCAAGCAACUUAUCGCUAAAAUUGCCAAGGAGCACUGUUGAAAUGCAAUGUCUACGUCAGACAUUGGGCCUAGUG
This is a messenger RNA of Dermacentor albipictus, 7627 nucleotides long. RefSeq names its product ATPase phospholipid transporting 8B (gene ATP8B). Gene Ontology annotation, biological process: phospholipid translocation; Golgi organization. The record is from RefSeq and is a predicted model, not a curated record. Lineage: Eukaryota; Metazoa; Arthropoda; Arachnida; Ixodida; Ixodidae. Gene Ontology annotation, molecular function: ATPase-coupled intramembrane lipid carrier activity; ATP hydrolysis activity; magnesium ion binding. Gene Ontology annotation, cellular component: trans-Golgi network; plasma membrane.